CUGAAAGAAGACAGUUGGAGACUGCAUCCCAGUGCAAUUCUGAUGUGGCCAAGCACUUACUGUAGGAAACACGCCUGACAUGAAGAAUAUUAACCAACUGCUGAAGGACAUCACCACAAAGCUAAUCUAGAAGAGACAGUGGUCAUUUCUAAACUCACAAACUGUAGGUAAUAAAUAAUAACAUAGGUAAUAAUACAGACCGUUGACACAUUUAUUACAGCAAUUAAAAAGCAGUGUGUUCAAUUGGCCUUCUUGAUCCACUUUUGAAAUAACUUCAAUGUUAAACAUGAAAUCCUGCCAGUCCAGCUGCGCUGAUUCCGGCUCCAAGUCUGAUUCCAAGGGAACGCCUGUCUUAGAGAAGACAGAGAAUGCUUCCAGGAGGAGAAUGGCGGCCAAUGCCCGGGAGAGAAAGAGGAUGCAGGGUCUGAACACCGCUUUCGACAGGCUGCGCAAGGUGGUGCCUCAGUGGGGGCAGGACAAGAAGCUAUCCAAGUACGAGACCCUGCAGAUGGCCCUCAGCUACAUCAUGGCCCUGAACAGCAUCCUAACGGACGCAGAGCGCUGCGGGAGCAGCUCACAGAGGGAAUGGCUUAACCAGCAGAUUGAGCAUUUCCAGCAGGAGAACUACCAUUCCUUCCUGGGGCAGGGGUCCCCGAUGAGAUACGAGAACUACACCCAGGCCAUCCUUCCUUACCAGCAUGAAAGCUACCAGAUUGUUAAUUAAACACUAGCAGUGUUUCCAAACGGAAUGCAGGGAAGAACGCGGCUGAGACUUUGCAAACCACUGAAUGUCAACAAACGUGUGCGAGCAACUGAAAUCAAUCACUGGAUGUAUUGCAGACGUCGGUAAAUACAUUUGUAUUCUGUUUUGUUUAAGUCGUUUUGGAUUUAUCUCUUUGUUUUGGGCCAAGUUAUGGUCUUUUUCCAAAAUAUAAUUUAAUGUUACCUUUUGGUCACUUUUAUACUUUGUAUAUUUUAUUUUUAAAGGCUGGAAUCUGUUUAUUUAACAAUAUCUGCGCACCAAUGUCCAUUAUCUGCAAGUUGCUAUAUCACCUGUUUGUGUGUUUUAGGCUUCCAAAUGCAUUGUUCUUGAGUUAAUGAAAUGAUGUCAAAGAUAUACAGUUGUGAUGUACAUUGAUUUUGUAAGACCGUUUUGAGGCAGGGCGUAGUCAUAUAUUAUGGUAUGUUAUCCAUAAAAUUACUAUUAAGGAAAAGAAUUAAGAAAAAAAUGUACUAGUUAUAUUUAAUAUAAAGGUAGAUUAUAUAUUUAGACAUACCACUAUUAUGUAAAUACUGUAUGUAUAGAAAAAAAAAGAAUAGUAGAAUGUCAGCCACCGGGCUAUUGGGUGUGUGAGUGUAAGCAGUUUGGUUAAUUGAUUUUCUGGUAAUUGACCCACAACCUAAAAGUAAAGCGGACACAUUGCAAGACCACAAAAUAAAUACAAAAUACAAGCAGUCAAUUUUGUUCAGUCCCUUUGAUUACCAGUAGUAUUUUGUACAGAAACAUUCGUUUCAAAAUGUAUGUGCAUUUGAUUCUCAAUAUACCUUAAACUUUAUAAGUUUGUUAACAGUUGCAAAUUUUGUAUUUUUUCUUUUGAUAUUUUCAGAUGGUGUUGCUUAAAAGUUGCUAUUUUUACUGUGUAAAUGAUUUGUUGCUUUAAGUAGUGAUACAGGAAAGCUAAAGAGGGUUGUAAGAGUUCAUAGAUCAGUUGUAUAACAUAGGCUACUUUUUAUGUUAUCUGUACAGAA
This is a messenger RNA of Acipenser ruthenus (sterlet), 1749 nucleotides long. Its product is annotated as transcription factor ATOH7-like. Lineage: Eukaryota; Metazoa; Chordata; Actinopteri; Acipenseriformes; Acipenseridae. Gene Ontology annotation, molecular function: protein dimerization activity. The coding region runs from base 278 to 724 and encodes 148 amino acids. The transcript has a single exon. The record is from RefSeq and is a predicted model, not a curated record.